CCCCAACCCCCCGCCCCUGCUCCCUCCGGGUAUGACGUCAGAGUCGGCUGGGGUAAACUGAGCUGCGCGGCGGGGCGCUGGGGCGGAGACUGUGACCCGGAGCAGCCUGGACUGACGAAGCCCACUGCAGUGCGAGCAGUGGCGUCGGUGCGGAGGACCCAGACAGGCAUCGAAGGCGACACCGAGCCAAGCCCCGGAGCCAUGGCCCUGAGCGAGCUGGCGCUGGUCCGCUGGCUGCAGGAGAGCCGCCGCUCGCGGAAGCUCAUCCUGUUCAUCGUGUUCCUGGCACUGCUGCUGGACAACAUGCUGCUCACCGUCGUGGUCCCUAUCAUCCCAAGUUAUCUGUACAGCAUUAAGCACGAGAAGAAUGCUACAGAAAUCCAGACGGCCAGGCCAGUGCACACAGCCUCCAAUUCGGACAGCUUCCAGAGCAUCUUCUCCUAUUAUGACAACUCUACCAUGGUCACCGGGAACACUACCAGAGACCUGCAGGAGGGGCAGCUGCAUCAGACCACCACACAGCACAUGGUGACCAACAGGUCUGCUGUCCCUUCCGACUGUCCCAGCGAAGACAAAGACCUCCUGAAUGAAAACGUGCAAGUUGGUCUGUUGUUUGCCUCGAAAGCCACUGUCCAGCUCCUCACCAACCCUUUCAUAGGACUGCUGACCAACAGAAUUGGCUAUCCAAUUCCCAUAUUUGCGGGAUUCUGCAUCAUGUUUGUCUCAACAAUUAUGUUUGCCUUCUCCAGCAGCUAUGCCCUCCUGCUGGUCGCCAGGUCGCUGCAGGGGAUCGGCUCAUCCUGCUCCUCUGUGGCCGGGAUGGGCAUGCUUGCCAGUGUCUACACAGAUGAUGAAGAGAGGGGCAACGUCAUGGGAAUCGCCUUGGGAGGCCUGGCCAUGGGGGUCUUAGUGGGCCCCCCCUUUGGGAGUGUGCUCUACGAGUUUGUGGGGAAGACUGCUCCAUUCCUGGUGCUGGCUGCCUUGGUGCUCUUGGAUGGAGCUAUCCAGCUCUUUGUGCUCCAGCCGUCCCGGGUGCAGCCAGAGAGUCAGAAGGGGACACCCCUAACCACGCUGCUGAAGGACCCGUACAUCCUCAUUGCUGCAGGCUCCAUCUGCUUUGCAAACAUGGGCAUCGCCAUGCUGGAGCCAGCCCUGCCCAUCUGGAUGAUGGAGACCAUGUGUUCCCGAAAGUGGCAGCUGGGCGUUGCUUUCUUGCCAGCUAGUAUCUCUUAUCUCAUUGGAACCAAUAUUUUUGGGAUACUUGCACACAAAAUGGGGAGGUGGCUUUGUGCUCUUCUAGGAAUGAUAAUUGUUGGAGUCAGCAUUUUAUGUAUUCCAUUUGCAAAAAACAUUUAUGGACUCAUAGCUCCGAACUUUGGAGUUGGUUUUGCAAUUGGAAUGGUGGAUUCAUCAAUGAUGCCCAUCAUGGGCUACCUCGUAGACCUGCGGCAUGUGUCUGUCUAUGGGAGUGUGUACGCUAUUGCAGAUGUGGCAUUUUGUAUGGGGUACGCUAUAGGCCCUUCUGCUGGUGGUGCUAUUGCAAAGGCAAUUGGAUUUCCAUGGCUCAUGACAAUUAUCGGAAUAAUUGAUAUUCUUUUUGCUCCUCUCUGCUUUUUUCUUCGAAGUCCACCUGCCAAAGAAGAAAAAAUGGCUAUUCUCAUGGAUCACAACUGCCCUAUUAAAACAAAGAUGUACACUCAGAAUAAUAUCCAGUCAUAUCCAAUAGGUGAUGAUGAAGAAUCUGAAAGUGACUGAGAUCCUCAAAAGUCAUCCAAGUAUUUAAUUGUAUAAAACAGUGUUUCCAGUGACACGACUCAUCCAGAACUGUCUUAGUCAAACCAUCCAUUUCUGGUGAAAGAGUAAAACCAAAGGUUAUUAUUUCUUUUCCAUGGUGAUGAUCGAUUGCCAACAGCCUUAUAAAGAAAAAGAAGCUUUUCUAGGGGUUUGUAUAAAUAGUGUCGAAACUUUAUUUUAUGUAUUUGAUUUUAUUAAAUACCAUACAAUAUAUUUUGAUGAAAUAGGUAUUGUGUAAAUCUAUAAAUAUUUGAAUCCAAACCAAAUAUAAUUUUUUUAACUUACAUUAACAAACACUUGGGCAAAAAAUCUUUUUUUUUUCUGAAUAUUGGAAAUGAGUGUUUAAAAUUAAAGCACAUAUUAUCUCUGAGACUCUUUCAACAAAGAGAAACUAGAAUGAAGUGUGAAAAACAGAAUCAAGUAAGACAGCAUGUUAUAUAGUGACAAUGAAUGAGUGUUAUUUAACUUGUAGUUACUAUCAAUACAUUUAUGAGUUAAAGAGCUAGUUUUCUCAGGUGUAGAGGACAAGAACUUGUGUCAGUUAUCUUUUGGAACCAUAAAUCUUAGCUGGCGUUAGUUUUCUAUGUAAUCACCUACCUAGAAAGAGAGAGUUAUAAAUUAUGUCUACAUGUUAUGUGGUUGGCAGCAAACAUUAAAGCCAAUAAGGGAAAAAUAGUAAACGUUCUGAAAGCAGAGCAAAGCAACCAAACAUAUUGUUAUGAACUAAAAGCUGGGAAAGAGGCAUACUUGACUAUAUGAAAGAAAACUGAGGGUAUACGUACCUUAUACUGACAAGGUUGUUUAAACAUGGUAAGGUUCAUCGCCAUCUACUUCAAGUUUUAGAAAAAGAAACAACAGGCUAGUAACAGCUGCUCUGACUUGAAUAUCUGACUAUUUCUUUGAUCUGUUUGCAGAUCAUCCAAGUGUUUUCUAGGGAUCUAUUUAUUUUAAGUUGUCUGAAACAUUUUUUAGACUCGUGAAAAUUAUUCACAUCAAUGUUAAGACAAAUUUUAAAUGAAGAUUAGGAAUGAAAUUAUGUCUUUAAUCAUGUAUUAAGAAAAGAAGUAAACAUAAUAUGAUCAGGCAGAAAAGAAAAAUGAAACACCUAAAAAUGUGUUAACUAUAUUAUCUAGUGUGCAGUGUAGUUUUUCUAAGCAUGACAACAUUGAUGUGCCUUUUCAGUAUAACAGCAAAUACUGUUAGUGAACAUAGUCAAUUUAUGUUGUUUUGUAUGAGAUAUGACUGGGUGUAGUGUGAAAUGUCUCUAAUACUUGCUAAUCUUGCAGUUCUGUAAUCAUAAACAAAAAUUAGUUUUGUUAAGAUUGUGUUUGUGUUAACUUGGACAUUAAGGAGCAAAGAACUUUAGAACAAAGACUCCUCAAUCUUGUGGCUUUCUUAUUCUCUAGUAAAGUAGCUAACAUUUCCUUUGUUUCAUUGUGUUUGAAGCAAACAAGCUUCCAACUCACUUAUUUGGCAAUGGGCAACUUGGCCAAGUCUGCUACUUUGGAAGAUGGCUCUGGAGGAACUCUCAUAUGGCUAAAAAGGCAGACUAGUUUUUUACUUCUACAGGGCUAGAGCCUUAAAAAAGAACGUGCUACAAAUUGGUUCUCUUUGAGAGUUUUUGGUUCUCCCUGACCCCAAUACUGUAUACUUCAUUACGAUUUUAUUUUCACCUUUAAGGCUCUGUGUCUUUCUGUAAGAAUGCCUGGCAAAGGUAUACCUGCUAUUGAUCCCUUGGGGUAAGAUAAAAUAUAAAUAAAACCUUCAGAACUGUUUUGGGAGCAAAAGAUAUGUUGUACUUGGGGAAAACAAUUAUAAGUUCUUUUAUAUGACUAAUACACUUGGUUAGCAAGACUGAAAAGAGGUGUUUUUUAAAAUGUACGUACCAAAACAAACUACAGCUCUCUGAACAUUUAUUUUUUGAACAGAGGUGGUUUUUAUGUUUGUACCUGGUAAUACAGAUAUAAAAACCUUAAUGAGGUAGCAAUGAAUAUUCAACUGUUUGACUGCUAAGUGCAUCUGUCCAUGUUUUAGCAAGUUUACUUAAUAAAUCUUCUGAACCAUG
This is a messenger RNA of Sapajus apella (tufted capuchin), 3859 nucleotides long. RefSeq names its product solute carrier family 18 member A2 (gene SLC18A2). Bases 202 to 1755 code for a protein of 517 amino acids. Gene Ontology annotation, cellular component: synaptic vesicle membrane; terminal bouton. Lineage: Eukaryota; Metazoa; Chordata; Mammalia; Primates; Cebidae. The transcript has 16 exons. Gene Ontology annotation, biological process: aminergic neurotransmitter loading into synaptic vesicle; transmembrane transport. Gene Ontology annotation, molecular function: serotonin:sodium:chloride symporter activity. The record is from RefSeq and is a predicted model, not a curated record.